Messenger RNA from Penicillium bovifimosum, 987 nucleotides. RefSeq lists its product as uncharacterized. The record is from RefSeq and is a predicted model, not a curated record. NCBI's taxonomy places the organism in Eukaryota, Fungi, Ascomycota, Eurotiomycetes, Eurotiales, Aspergillaceae. Bases 1 to 987 code for a protein of 328 amino acids. Gene Ontology annotation, molecular function: alpha-L-arabinofuranosidase activity. The transcript has a single exon. Gene Ontology annotation, biological process: L-arabinose metabolic process.
AUGAAACUUUCCCAGAAUAAGACUGCCUUGAUCUCAUCUGGCGCCGUGCUUCUCGCAUCGGUGCCAGGUGUUGCGGCGGCUGGCUGUCCACUCCCAUCGACAUACAGUUGGUCAUCGACUGGUGCACUGGCAACCCCCAAGUCAGGAUGGGCUGCAAUCAAGGACUUCACGAGUGUGAUCUACAACAACCAACAUCUUGUCUAUGCCUCGACCGCCGAUACAUCGGGCAACUAUGGUUCGAUGAACUUCGGCCUUUUCUCAGACUGGUCCGGCAUGGCUUCGGCCAGUCAGAAUGCAAUGUCCAGUGGGACGGUUGCGCCCACACUCUUCUACUUCGCGCCAAAGGACACCUGGAUCUUGGCCUACCAGUGGGGCCCGACUGCAUUCUCCUACAAGACAUCCAGUGAUCCCAGCAAUGCCAAUGGGUGGUCCUCAGCGCAGCCCCUGUUCUCUGGAACCAUCUCUGACUCGAGCACUGGAUGCAUCGACCAGACUCUCAUCGGCGACGAUUCAAACAUGUAUCUGUUCUUCGCUGGCGACAACGGCAAGAUUUACCGAGCCAGCAUGCCGAUUGGCAAUUUCCCAGGCGACUUCGGUACGCAAUCGGAGGUGAUCAUGAGUGACAGCACCAACAACCUGUUCGAGGCAGUGCAGGUGUAUACCGUUGCGGGCCAGAACAAGUAUUUGAUGAUUGUCGAGGCCAUCGGCGCGAAUGGCCGGUACUUCCGUUCAUUCACAUCUGACAGCCUAGAUGGUUCGUGGACGGUGCAGGCAGGAAGUGAGAGCCAGCCGUUCGCUGGAAAGGCCAACAGUGGCGCCAACUGGACCAACGAUAUCAGCCACGGCGAUUUGAUCCGUUCCAACCCCGAUCAAACCAUGACCAUUGAUGCGUGCAAUCUGCAGUUACUCUACCAAGGAAAGAACCCCAAUGCUGGCGGUGACUACAACUCCUUGCCUUGGGUUCCCGGUGUGCUGACACUGAACUGA